Coffea eugenioides is the source of this 3594-nucleotide messenger RNA. RefSeq names its product probable disease resistance protein At4g27220. The transcript has 6 exons. The record is from RefSeq and is a predicted model, not a curated record. Gene Ontology annotation, molecular function: ADP binding; protein binding. Lineage: Eukaryota; Viridiplantae; Streptophyta; Magnoliopsida; Gentianales; Rubiaceae. Bases 249 to 3224 code for a protein of 991 amino acids.
UCAAAAAUCAUGGUACACGCUUUUGGCAGAGUCUGAGUCUCAAGGUUUUCAGUUUCCUCAAGUUCUCUUUUCAAUUCCAAUUUCAGAGCUUUGCGGCUCUCAAUUUUUUGAGGAUAACUUGUCCUCGUUUCAAGGUUCUCAGCGUCUUCAAGAUAACUUGGCCUGAAAAUUUUGGUUGUCCAAGUUUGCAAGAGUUUAGGAGUUCUCAGCUUCUUCAAGUCUUCAAGAUAAUUUGUCCUAACUUCAAGAUGAUACAACUAUUCGGGAAACCUCUGGUAGAAAAGGCUGCAGAGUUUAUUGUAGUAGAUUACAUGGAAAGGAGUGACGUGGCCAACACGCAAUCGCUGAAAAGGAUUUGGCAAGAAUUGAGCUGCAAAGCAUCUGACAUAGAAGAGGAAGUGAACAGAGAAGAAAUGUCAGGUAAAAAGAAAAGGAAACGUGAAGUUGACAGUUGGUUGAAGAACGUUAAGAAUUUAAGUCCUGAAAUCGAUGCAUUGGAAACAAGACGAUCAUCUUGGAGGCUUCCACUAAAGGAGGAUCCUGUAGGAAAGCUGCAACAUCAGGUGAAAGAACUUGUUGAUCAGAGCCGUCAUUUUGAUGGGCUUGUGCUCGAUAAUUAUGACAACAUCGGGGAGCCAUGCCUGCCAACCAAAUUGUUUGGAGUAAAGUUCGACGAAGCUUUGAAGAGAAUUUGGCCAUGCUUGGUGACCGAUGAUAUAUCAAGCAUUGGGAUUUAUGGUAUGGGUGGAGUUGGUAAGACCACACUGGCGAGGCACAUUGAGUACCAUCUUUUAGAAAAGAACAAUUAUUGGGUGCUUUGGGUUACAGUAUCUCAAGACUUCAGUGUCACCAGUUUGCAGGAUAAGAUUGCCAAUGUCUUGGGCAUUAAUCUAUCCAGUAGCGACGAGGAAGACGCCAGGGCAAGAAUAUUGCGUGACGCAUUCAGGAAAAUGCUGAAAUUAAUAGUACUCAUAUUGGAUGAUGUUUGGGAAGAAUUUUGUUUAGACAGGGUAGGGAUUCCACUUCAUCCAAACAAGUGCAGAUUGAUUUUGACUACUCGCUCACUGGAAGUGUGCAACAGGAUACAAUGUCAAAGAAAGUUUGCUUUGCAAACUCUGGACACAGGCGAAGCUUGGGAUUUGUUCAAGUAUAAACUUGGCAGCGAGCCCUUGCUUCAAGGAGAUUUGGAAAGUAUUGCCAAGUCCAUUGUGGAAGAGUGUGAUGGUUUGCCUCUUGGCAUUAUCACAGUGGCUGGAAGCAUGAGAGGCGUGAGAGACAUUUGUGAGUGGAGAAAUGCAUUGAAACAAUUGAAAAGAUGUUCAAUAGGCUAUCAUGAGAUGGAACGAGAUGUGUUUCGCAUCCUGGAAUGGAGUUUCAAUCGCCUGAAUAAAUGGGAAAAGAAUUGCUUCUUGUAUUGCUGUCUUUAUCCGGAAGAUAGUGAUAUAAGAAGAAAGGAACUAAUAGACCUCUUUAUUUGGGCAGAGCUGAUGUCAAAACGGGAAUCAUGGUCAGAAGAAUUUGAUCAAGGUCACACAAUAUUAAACAAACUGAUUAGAGUUUGCUUGCUGGAAAAAACUAAAGAUCCCGAAGGGGAUGACUGUGUGAAGAUGCAUGAUUUGGUCAGAGACAUGGCAUUAAGGAUCACGCAUGGAAACUCCAAACCAGAGAGCAGCAGAGAUGAUGUACCACGAUUCUUGGUGAAAAGCUUAGGACAGGAAGAUUCACAAGCAACAACACUGGAACCAGAAGAGUGGACACAAGAUCUCGGUGCAGUUUCCUUCUAUUCACAACGUUUCAGAAGAAUAGAAAUUCCACCAGCCUGGUCACCAAAUUGUCCUAAUCUCUCAACCUUGCUUCUUUCUCGGGUUUCCAUAAAAGAAAUCCCAGAUUCAUUCUUUCGGCACAUGUGUGGACUUAAAGUUUUGAAUCUAUCUUGGUGCGAAGGUAUAACAGAGUUGCCUAAUUCUGUUUCAGACUUGGUGAAUCUCACUGCCUUGAUUUUGGGGAAUUGUGGACGCCUCCGAUUUGUGCCACCACUGGGAAAGCUCAAGCAGUUGAGGGAUUUGGACCUAUCCUACACUCAGAUUGAGGAUUUACCUGAAGGUUGGAAGUCACUGGUCAACCUCGAAAGGCUUAACUUGGACGACUGUGGGGCUUUAAGUCAAAAGAUAACACCAAAAGGGACAUUUACCCAAUUUCACCGUCUUCAAUGGCUAUUAUUGCCACGCUAUGGUAGCGUACUAGUUAAUGAUCCAGAAGUGUUGAAUCAAUUAGAAAGUUUUGAAGGAUGUUUGUCUUUUACGGACUUCUAUAAAAUUACUCGGUGGCCAAAAUAUUAUCAUGUUUAUAUCACUGACAUCUUAACUGAGGAUCAGAGUCAGGAUUAUGGGGGCCAGCAACAAUUGCAAUUCCAUCAGUGUGAGCUUGGUAGAGGAUCGAACUAUCUGCCAGAUGAUAUGGAAUGUCUGAGAAUCGAGGAUUGUAAGGGCAUGGGCAUCAGGUGCUUGUCAGAUGUUUUUAGGAAUUUUAUAAAUUUAAGCCACUUAUCUAAAUUGGUUAUUGUGGAAUUGGUUGGAAUAGAGUUCCUCUGGCAAUUGUCCGCUCCACGUGAUCAGUUGGAAGUCUCGUCUUUUAGUCCGCUCUGUCAUCUCGAAGUGCUACAUCUCCAUAAUUUGCCAAAUCUGGUUGGUCUUUUUUACGGAGAAUCAGAACCAUAUUUGCUUCCAGAUGGCACCUUUUCUUCCCUUAAAAAAUUGAGCAUUUCUGAAUGUCACAACAUGAAGCAGCUAUUCACGGUGCAGUUGCUGCAGAGCCUUCAAAAUCUUGAAACAUUAGAAGUUGAAGAUUGUGAAGGACUGGAGGAGAUAGCAGCAGAUGGCAACGGAGCAGGACAAGGAGGAGGAGAAGGCACCCAAUUCACUUCAAGUGAAGGAGCCACCGCCACUGUCAUCCUUCCGAAAUUACGGAGGUUGAAUCUGACUGGGCUGCCACAACUGAAGAACGUUUGCAAGGCAGCCAUGAUCUGCGAUUCAAUUGAGGUUAUUGCAAUAUUUAAUUGUCCAAAUUUAAAGAGGCUGCCUUUGUUUCUUUCCACCAUCGGCGGACCACCAUCUCUUCCCAGAACUCUUUAUAAUAUCAGGGGAGAUAAAGAAUGGUGGGAAUCGUUAGAGUGGGACUAUCCUAGUGCCAAAAAUGACCUUGACCCAUACUUCACCGCAAAGUGAUGAGAUAUUUGAAGACCACUUGUUUGAUCAAAAUCCUGACUGGUCCUCAUGUAGCCACAAAAUUGCUGCUGCAAGAGAGGUGAUGUUGCAAAAACAAGUGUUAAAUGAAGCUUUGUUCACCAGCAACAAAUUUCUUUCAGUACAUGCUUCUUCUUUAGCUAUAUUACAGUUGCUGUUUUUCAUCAUGUUUAGCUUUCUAUUCCUACGUAGAUGAUGUAAUUGGAGCAGUGAUACAGUUUUUUGUGACUAUUCCUUGAUUAUCGACAAAACUGGUUGGGGUAAUAUGACAAAAUUUUUGGUCAUAUUGUACUCCAAGAAUGUUUUCUCACUCUAUCAAUUUAAACCAUUCUACGUAUGUGCUUUUCCCUGA